This is a messenger RNA of Rotaria sp. Silwood2, 1050 nucleotides long. The record is from the annotation of a GenBank genome assembly. Lineage: Eukaryota; Metazoa; Rotifera; Eurotatoria; Philodinida; Philodinidae.
AUGCCCGAAACCAUUCUUGUAACCGGUGCUAAUUCCUUCAUUGGUGGCUGGAUUAUCAAAUAUCUUCUCGAUAAAGGUUACAAUAUUCGUGGAACAAUUCGAUCAAAAGCCAAAGAGUCUCGAAUUCUUGAUGGAAUUCCGAACGAUCAGCAAUGUCGAAUUUCAUUCGUAUAUAUUAAUGAUAUCACGACUGAUUCGUUUGAUGAAGCUGUUCAAGGCGUUGAUGGUAUAAUUCAUGUUGCUUCACCAGUGCAGUUGGCACUUACGGAUCCAGAAAAAGAUUUUCUCUUACCAGCAAUUAAUGGAACUAUGGGAGUUCUACAAGCUGCUCAUAAAUACAAUCAAAAUCAUCUUGCUAAAAUUAAAAGAAUCGUAAUUACAUCGUCAUUUGCUGCAGUUUUCGAUCCAAACAAAGGAGUUCAACGUGACUAUUCCUACACUGAAAAAGAUUGGUGUCCAUUCACUUACGUAGAUGGAGUAGCUGCAAAAAAUGAUCGUGCUACAGUUUAUCGAGCAUCGAAAACAUGUGCCGAACGUGUUGCAUGGGACUUUCUUGAUAAAGAAAAGCCUUCUUUUACUAUUGCAACCAUUUGUGCGCCAAUGGUAUUUGGUCCACGUACCAAUGGUUUCAAUUCAUUGGAUGACAUGAAUAGUUCGAAUUCGCUUAUCUGGUCACUGAUUACAAGUGAUAAGCAUGCUAAAAUGCCAGAAACAAAACUGCCAUUUGAAAUUGACGUGAGAGAUGUGGCUUAUACACAUGUGGCAGCUUUAGAACGGUUCACUGAUACGAGCCAACGGUACAUAAUAGCAGCAGAAACUUGGAGUUAUCAAACAAUAGCGGAUAUCAUUCAUGAAAGCUUGCUCAUCCCAGAAAGCAUUAAGAAUACAACACCAAUUGGUACAAAAAGUGAACAACUGCCGCAUUAUUGCACACUCGAUAGUUCCAAAGCGCAAAAUGAUUUGGGCGUUACGUACGUUCCAUUGAGGAAGACAACCGAAGAUUUAAUUCUCCAGUUCGUCAAACUAAAGGAAAAACUAGCACAUGAAUGA